Messenger RNA from Thunnus maccoyii (southern bluefin tuna), 10550 nucleotides. RefSeq names its product unconventional myosin-IXAa-like. The record is from RefSeq and is a predicted model, not a curated record. Gene Ontology annotation, biological process: intracellular signal transduction. The transcript is spliced from 45 exons. NCBI's taxonomy places the organism in Eukaryota, Metazoa, Chordata, Actinopteri, Scombriformes, Scombridae. Gene Ontology annotation, molecular function: GTPase activator activity; protein binding; ATP binding. The coding region runs from base 561 to 7955 and encodes 2464 amino acids. Gene Ontology annotation, cellular component: myosin complex.
UCUCUCUCUAGUAGAGUCAUUCCCAAAAUCCCACCCAUCCAUAAACACAUAUAGCUCCCACCCAACGGGCUUACGUGGACGCGCAGCGCGAGUGCACGCCCGGCACGGCUUGCAGCGAUUGUAAAGGAGAAGAAAAAGGGAGAGAGAGAGAGCCGAGCAGAUCAGAGAGGAGCGGAGAGCUGCGGGAGGAGGGCGACGUGACGGGAGGACUGAAAACAGAAGCUCUCAGGACUACGACAAAGAGAAGGGAAACAAACAAACAAACAAAAAAAAAACGGGAUCAUAUUUACAGAAGAUUUUUUUGGGGGGGAAGGUUUGAGCGGCGGGAUACGUGGUGUUGGUGCUGUUACGCACGACAGCGUUUCCCUGCGGUGAAAUCAGCCUGAGUUUUUGGACAAGGAGACGCACGGCUUGCCUGCUCUUCCUCGUCAGAAACAGGGUUUAUAGCGGGGAGGUUUUACGGAGCAGCCGGGCUGAAGGCACACUGGAGGAGUUGGGAUGUCCUGAGUCAGUCCUGUGGGCCCAGAGAGCGGUGUGCUGAUGGGACCUGCUGCGCCACCAUGAGCUUACAAGAUGGCGGCUGCAGCUACGCCAGCAGCGCCAACAUGGCCACCGCUAGUGGCAGCAUGCGGCGGCGCCUGGAGGACCAGGAGUUCACCCUGCGCGUCUACCCGGGCGCCCUGGCUGAGGGCACGAUCUACUGCCCCGUCAGCGCCCGCAAGAACACCACAGCUGCUGAAGCCAUCGAGUGCCUCAUUGAACGGCUGCGCCUGGAGCGUACCAAAUGCUACGUGUUGGCCGAGGUGAAGGAGUUUGGCGGGGAGGAAUGGAUCCUCAACCCCGGCGACUGCCCUGUUCAGCGGAUGAUGCUGUGGCCGCGAAGCGCCCUGGAGAACCGCAGCGGCCUGGGCAGCGGUGACGACUACCGCUUCCUCCUACGGGAGAAGAACCUAGACGGAUCUAUUCAUUAUGGUGGCAGCCUGCAGAUGUGGUUGCGGGUGACUGAGGAGCGCCGGCGCUUGGUGGAACGGGGUUUCCUCCCCCAGCCUGCAGGGAACGAACCUCCGUCCGACCUCUGCGCUCUCCCGGAGCUAACAGAGCGCGCCCUUUUGGAAAGCCUCCGUGCACGUUUCCGCCAAGAGAAGAUCCACACUUACAUUGGGAGUAUUCUUAUUGUGAUAAACCCAUUCCAGUUCCUGCCAAUCUACAAUCCUAAAUAUGUCAAAUUGUACGACAACCACACACUGGGGAAGCUGGAGCCUCACAUUUAUGCUGUGGCUGAUGUAGCAUAUCAUGCCAUGCUACAGCGACGGAAGAAUCAGUGCAUAGUAAUUUCUGGAGAAAGUGGAUCUGGGAAGACCCAGAGCACCAACUUCCUCAUUCAUCACCUGACUGCCCUCAGCCAGAAGGGAUUCGCCAGCGGGGUGGAGCAGAUCAUCUUGGGGGCAGGACCUGUGUUGGAGGCCUUUGGGAACGCCAAGACGGCCCACAACAACAACUCCAGCCGUUUCGGCAAGUUCAUCCAGGUCAACUACCAGGAGAGUGGCACUGUCAGGGGAGCCUAUGUGGAGAAAUACCUGCUGGAGAAAUCACGUCUGGUCUACCAGGAGCACAACGAGAGGAACUACCAUGUGUUCUACUACCUGUUGGCCGGAGCCAGUGAAGAGGAGAGGAAGUCCUUCCACCUGCUCAAACCUGAGGAAUACCACUACCUCAACCAGAUGACAAAGAAAUCACACAAACUCCACUGGGACAAUUACUAUGAGAGCGAGCUGGACUGCUUCACAGUGGAAGGAGAAGACCUGAAACACGACUUUGAGCGGCUGCAGCUGGCUAUGGAGAUGGUCGGCUUCCUACCCAGCACACGCAAACAGAUUUUCUCACUACUGUCAGCUAUUCUCCACCUGGGGAACAUCCGCUACAAGAAGAAGACCUACAGGGACGAUUCCAUUGACAUCUGCAACCCAGAGGUCCUGCCCAUCGUCUCAGAGCUGCUAGAGGUGAAAGAGGAGAUGCUGCUUGAAGCGCUGACGACCAGGAAGACGGUGACUGUCGGAGAGAAGCUCAUCGUGCCCUACAAACUUGCAGAGGCGGGCACCGUGAGGGACUCAAUGGCCAAAUCACUGUACAGCGCGCUGUUUGACUGGAUUGUGUUCAGGACCAACCAUGCUCUGCUCAACAACAGGGACCUGGAGGACAAUUCAAAGAUCCUGUCCAUAGGAGUCCUGGACAUCUUUGGUUUUGAGGAUUAUGAAAACAACAGCUUUGAACAGUUCUGCAUCAACUUCGCCAAUGAAAGACUCCAGCACUACUUCAACCAGCACAUCUUCAAACUAGAGCAGGAGGAGUACAGGGCCGAGGGCAUCACCUGGCACAACAUCGAGUACAUCGACAACAGCAGCUGCCUCAACCUCAUCAGCAAGAAACCCACCGCUCUGUUCCACCUGCUGGACGAGGAGUGCAAUUUCCCCCAGGCGUCCAAUCAGACCUUGCUGGACAAGUUCAAGCGUCAGCAUGAAGGAAACAGCUACAUCGAGUUCCCUGCUGUUAUGGAGCCCGCCUUCAUCAUCAGACACUACGCCGGUAAAGUCAAGUACGGAGUCAAGGACUUCAGGGAGAAGAACACUGACCACAUGCGUCCCGACAUUGUGGCCUUGCUGAAAAGCAGCAAGAACGCCUUCAUAUGCGGCCUGAUGGGAAUUGACCCCGUGGCGACCUUCCGCUGGGCCGUGCUGCGCGCCUACUUCAGGGCCCUGGUGGCUUUCAGGGAAGCCGGCCGCAGACACACCCACAAAAAAACUGGUAAUGAUGCUGCAGUUCCCUGUGCUGUUGUCAAAACUGUUGACAGCUUCAGUUUCCUUCAUCAUCCGGUUCACCAAAGGAGCCUUGAGAUCCUUCAAAGAUGCAAAGAUGAGAAAUACAGUAUCACUAGGAAGAAUCCCCGAACACCUCUAUCAGAUCUUCAAGGCACCAACGCUCUGAAUGAGAAGGCCAGCUGGGAUGGCUAUGGUGUUGGUUGUAACGGUCGUAGCUCAAGGUCGGGUCGUCUGUCCUCGGGCAGCCCCGCUCUGGAAGAAGACGGCAUCUUCAUCAACUCCUCCAACAGCAAGCUCCUGGAGAGAGCUCAGGGCAUCCUACUGAGAAACAAAAACUGCAAAACUAAGCUGACUCUUCCCAAGCACUUGUUAGACGUGAAGUCUCUGCGAUACCUGGGCAGCGUGACGCUCCACGACCGCAUCACCAAGUCUCUGCUUCACCUGCACAAGAAGAAGAAACCGCCCAGCAUCAGUGCCCAGUUCCAGGCGUCCCUCAACAAGCUGAUGGAGACUCUCGAUCAAUCGGAGCCGUACUUUGUAAAGUGUAUUCGAUCCAACGCUGAGAAGCUGCCGUUGCGUUUCAACGACAGCCUGGUUCUCAGACAGCUGAGGUACACAGGUAUGCUGGAAACCGUCCGGAUCCGCCAAUCAGGAUACAGUAUCAAGUACACGUUUCAGGACUUUGUGCGUCACUUUCAUGUGCUGCUUCCUCGAGGCACGAGUCCAACCAAAUCAGGCAUCAGGGAGUUUUUCCGGCGGAUCCACCUGCCACCUGCUGGGUAUCAAGUGGGCAACACGAUGGUGUUCCUGCGGGAGGCGGAGCGUCAGCGUCUUCAGACACUCCUCCACCAGGAAGUGCUGCGGCGAAUCGUCACGCUGCAGCGCCGCUUCAGGGCCGUCCUGGAGAGGAAGCACUUUGUCGACAUGAGACGAGCUGCUUCUGCAAUCCAGCGAUGGUGGCGAUGCUGCCUCCUCAGACAGUCCACCAUCGAUGCGAGCGAUGAGGAAGAGGCGGCGGUGUGUCUGCAGGCGGCCUGGAGGAGCUACAGGGAGCGUCGGAGGUUCCUGCAGUGGCGGGACUCUGCCAUAGUCAUACAGAGGAGCUGGAGAAACUGCUGCCAUCGCAGGACUCUGGCAGCCGUCACGGUUCAAGCGGCCUGGAGAGGAUUCAGGGAGAGGAGCCGCUACUGUGCGACGUGCAGGGCUGUGACGCAGCUACAGGCGAUGGGCAGGGGGCACUUGGCUCGACUCAGGUUCAUAGAAGUGAAGGAGCAGCAUGAAAGACAGCUACUCUGUAGUCCACCUGCAGAGAUGGAUGCAGGAACCGAGGAGGAUCUCACCGCAUCAGGACAGGAAAGUUGCGUCCAGGAUACCUCCGCCGAACCUGCUGAAGACUCGAAGCCUGUUUCGUUUGAUGAAGGAGAGACAGAAAAAGAAGAGGACUCUGAGCGAAAUAGGAGCGUAGAUGAGACGAGUCAUAAGAAUCGAUCAAAAAGAGAGAGCAGACGAAUGAGGGAGCUGGAGCAGGCUCAGUUCAGCUUGGAGCUACUCAAGGUUCGGACAACCAGUGUGGGAGGAACUCUGCAGGAAGACCUGGUCCCGGAUGGCAGCACCUGUCAGCCAGAGGACCAUCACAGACACUCACCCCGGGGAUCUCCAGCUAGUCAUGGAAGUUUUGAGCUGCUCAGUGUGGAAGACAUGGAGACUGAAGGUUCUGCACAACAAGAACAUCCUCCGGCGCUGGAUAGUCAACUUCACGAGGGACUGACAGACUCAAACCAUAAUGAAAAGCCCGGGAUUGAGGCGCCAAACAAGGCAGAGAGUCCACGGGCAACGUUUUAUAUCGCUUCUGACCAAAGUCCAGUUCAUGAACCAAAAUUUGAAAGCCCCAACAAAUCUCACAAAGAGAGAAGGGAGUCCACCUCUCGAAGACCUGUAGUGGUGUUGAUCAGUAUGCAGAAAGAGAGCCCUGUGGAGGAGGGGGAGCUGCUGGCAGCCCAAACCCAAGAAGGAGCUUCUGAACCAGAAGCAACAUCAUCCAGUUCCCUAAUUACCCACAUUGCGGGCCUGGAGGUAGGACCGGCAGUCGAAGAGCCUAACGGGAUUGCUCCCCAGUCCAGUAGAGAUGUCUCUGAGGUGGACAAGUCUUCAAGCACUCAAGCAGCAAGUCCAGAAGUAGCGGGGAUUAGCUCCUCAGAGGUGGACAUCCAGAUCGUCCUGGAGCCGAAGCCCGAUGUUCCCGCUGUUCUCCCGAGUCAGCAGGAGAAGAAUGUGGUCCGGCCUGUUCAGGAGGCUCCCAGCCCGGUCCUGGACACCAAACCACCAAAAGCCCAGAAGAAGAGCUCAGCCCAGACUGUGAUUGUAAAUAUGAUGGAGAAACCGUCCAACACUGUGUUCUCCCCACCCAGACGCAAGCUGCCCUUCUCCAAGUCAGACAAGGAUUUGGUGAACCAGGAAAGAUCUUUGGCCAUGUACAGAGAGGACUCCAAAUCUGCAGGAUCCAGAAACAGAGAGGUGGGCCGCCCAGGCCCCAAAAAGAAAGCGCGCAUGUCCCGGACGCGCUCCGACUUCCUCACCCGCUGUAACUCUGAGGGGGCGACCCAGUCGGACGACGACGAUGAAUACUACAUCCUUGCCCACUCCCGCACGCUGCCCCCUUCCCUGUCUCCCUCACGCGCCCACCCCGAGGCUGACUGUCACAGUGACUCCGAGAUGCCUUCUCACAAAGAUCAGAAAAAGAUCCAUAAGACCAUGUCAUCAGGAGACCUGGGCAAGGUGGAGGUCCUCCGGAAAACAUCCAGUCAGGAUGGAAGCAGGAUGAGAGGAAAGAUGCGAUUCUGGAGUAAGACGAAACACGGCGAGAAAAAACUGUCAAGAGAGAAGCAGGCGAGCAGGAGCGAAGCUGCAGAGACACAUGAAGGCCCGUCUCCUCCUCACAGUCCAGACCUGGAGGCGGCUCCUUCGCGGGGGGUCAGGGACAGUAAGGAGAACAAGGAGUUGUCUCCGAAGAUGAGGAGGCGUCGCAGCGUGAAGAUCAGCAGCAUCGCUCUGGAACCAGCCCAGUGGCAGAACGAUGCUCUGCACAUCCUCACCUCGGCUCACGACUACCGCACCAUGAACGACUUCCUCAUGAAGAAGAUUGCUGACCUGGAGUCUGAAGAUGGUAAGAAGGACACUAUGGUGGAUCUCGUCUUCAAAAAAGCGCUGAAGGAGUUCAGGAUCAACAUCUUCAACUCCUACUCCACCGCCCUGGCUAUGGACGAUGGGAAGAGUAUCCGUUACAAGGAUCUUUACGCCCUGUUUGAACACAUCCUGGAGAAGACCAUGCGUCUGGAGCAGAGGGACUGGAGCGAGUCGCCUGUGAAGGUUUGGGUCAACACCUUCAAGGUAUUCUUGGACGAGUUCAUGACUGAAUACAAGCCCAUGGAGGGAACCAUCGGCAGGGCGCCUAAACGUGAGCGCAAGAAGUCGAGGAAAAAGGAAACUGACAUUGUGGAGGAACACAAUGGCCACAUCUUCAAGUCCACCCAGUACAGCAUCCCGACCUACUGCGAGUACUGCUCCUCCCUCAUCUGGAUGAUGGACCGAGCCUGCGUCUGCAAACUGUGUCGCUACGCCUGCCACAGGAAGUGUUGCUCCAAGAUGACCACCAAGUGCAGUAAAAAGUACGAUCCGGAGCUGUCGUCUCGGCAGUUUGGCGUGGAGCUUUCCCGUCUGACCAGCGAGGAGCGCACGGUGCCCCAGCUGGUGGAGAAACUCAUCAACUACAUCGAGAUGCACGGCCUCUACACGGAGGGGAUCUACAGGAAGUCCGGCUCCACCAAUAAGAUCAAAGAACUCCGUCAGGGGCUGGACACAGACGUGAGCAUCGUGAACCUGGACGACUACAACAUCCACGUCAUAGCCAGCGUGCUCAAACAGUGGCUCCGAGACCUCCCCAGCCCUCUCAUGACCUUUGAACUGUACGAGGAGUUUCUUAGAGCCAUGGGUCAACCAGACAAGCGGGAGGUGAUCCGAGGCGUGUAUUCAGUGAUCGACCAGCUCAGCAGGACACACCUCAGCACACUUGAGCGCCUCAUCUUCCAUCUGGUCAGGAUCGCCUUGCAAGAGGAGACGAACAGGAUGUCAGCCAACGCCCUCGCCAUCGUGUUCGCUCCCUGCAUCCUUCGCUGCCCCGACACCAUCGACCCGCUGCAGAGCGUCCAAGACAUCAGCAAGACUACAGCGUGUGUGGAGCUGAUCAUCAACGAGCAGAUGAGCAAGUACAAAGCUCGUCUGAAGGACAUCAAUAGUCUGGAGUUUGCAGAGAGCAAAGCAAAGAGCAGACUGACCCACAUCAGGAGGUCCAUGAAACCCAUACUAAUUGCUGUUAGGUUUAUGAGCAUAACCCGCACUGCCACCCCGAGCAAAGGCCGCGUUCGGCAAAGCAGCACCCAUACACCUUCACCUCCUCACAGUCCCAAGGUGGCCCCUGUGGUGGAUGGAGAGAGUGCCGGAGGGGGAGAGGAUACACCAGAGGCCGGACUGAGCGAGCAGCAGCAGCUGGCAAUGCAGCAGGAGGAGCGAAUCCUCACCGAGCAGAUCGAGAGUCUGCAGAAAGAGAAAGAGGAGCUGACGUAUGAGAUGCUGAUCUUGGAGCCGCGGGCGUCGGACGAUGAGACUCCUGAAUCUGAAGCCUCCAUCGGCACAGCAGACAGCUCCGAGAAUAUCACCAUGGAGACAGAGGGAGCCACCUCCGACCCCUCUGAUCGCAGCGGCGCUUAUCGCUCCAGGAAGUCAGAGGCUAAGGGCAGACGAGCUCUUCGCCGCCAGCCCGACUCCCAGGACUCGGCAGACUCCACCUCCACCGUCUCCUCCUCCUACCACCCCUCCUCCUCUCUCUCCUCCAACGCCUCCGGCUCUCCAUCCCCUCACUACCGCUUCCGCUCCUCCUCCUCUGGUCCCCUGCUCACUUCCUGCGGCUUGGGGACCCCGCUGACAGAAGCGGAGGGGGGGCAAAGAUCCGGUAAGACCCGCCACAGGCUCAGGCUGAGCCGCAGCUCACCGCGAGAGACCUCGGGAAGCCACCGGAGGGAGCCGGACUUCAGCUCGGCGCCACAGCAGCUGGUUCUGUACGGCAGCAACGAGUUCAUGGUGUGAUGCAGAGGAGGGAAGGAACGCCGGCCGCCGCCCCCCGUCCGAGCGCAGGGGUGGGCGCGCGAGACGGGGAGGAGGGAGAGUCCGGGGGUUGAACGAGGCUGGUCACGGGGCGAAGGUUCGUGCCCAGUGUCGCCUGCUGCCCCUCCUCAGUACCCACCCCCCUCCUCCCCCUGGUCCAGUCAAAGCAGAGAGCUAAAAGAAGAGAUGACUGGAAGUGUUACACAGAGGGACGAAACGACAGACGGUCAAAACGCAGAGAGCUGGAGCAGAGCGACAAAGUGAAAAGAUAUGGUUGGGCCAUGUUUGUUGACCUUUGCCCUCUGAACUGAGUGCUGUUUGACCCCUGCUGGAGCACCAGGGGUCCGUUAGAGGAAAGAGAGAAGAAGGGAAGGACAGGUGAUGAGACACAGAAAAACACACACCUGCAAAGCCAAAUCUAUAGUGCCCCAUCUUUACUUUUUAGCAUGUGGGCAGGUGGUUGAAGCCACUCAGAAGAAAUGUAGCCAUACUGACUGAACUGGCGGACAUUUUGUCUGUAACCAGCGCCAAGCUAAGUCUGCUUUUCACGUUUACACGGGACACACCAGCCAAGAGGCUGCAUGCUUCUCCAUUACACUUUUUCCUACGCCAGUUUAAAGAGACUGUACAAAUAUACGUUACAGCUGUAUGUUACAUAUUAUUAUUAUUAUUAUUAUUAUUAUUAAUUAUUAUUAUUAUUAUUAUUAUUAUUAUUAUGUUACAGAGGAAAAAAGUGUACAUAGAAAGAAACUCCAGUGCUGCUCCGGGGUCGUUCCUUGUUAUUUCCUGUUGUCUAUUUUUGAAAAGUGAAGUGUGUGGAAUUCAGGUUCCACUUUCGUUUCUGUGCUGGUUUUGCUCGGUUUCCUGUCAUUUGUUUUUUUUGGGGUUUUUUUGUUUUGUUUUGUUUUGGGUUUUUUUUUCUCUUUUCCUAUUUCACAAUGAACAGAGCCAGUUUUGGGUGAGAAAUAACAGAAGGAAAAGCUGUCACGCGUUCUUGACCCGAGGUGUCAAAUGUCAAUCAGCCAUAAGUGUAUUUGUGUCGGCCUUUCCCAGCUUGCAUCCCUCUUCCCCUUGCAAGCUUUCUUUUCUCCUUCUGUUUUUAUUCAGAAACAUCAGUGUUACGAUGUCAGGACUUGAAUUUUUUUUUUUUUUUUUUUUUUUUUAAUAUUAUUGCUGUAUUAUAGGUGUUGUUAUUGAUAUCAAAGAUGUCAUGUUUUUGUUGUCAAUAUUGUUAUAAUUUCACCGUUUAUUUUUGUUCAAAUGAAAGCCAUUUUUCUUUCCAGUCUGUGUGUGUGUGUGCAUGAAUGAAUGAAUGAAUGAAUGAAUGAAUGAAUGAAUGGAUUCCUGCCACUGUAUCAGCUCUCACUUUGUGCAUGUGUAUUCUCUGCACACACACACAUACACACACACUAGUGUUUCCCCCCAAAAUGCUCCUCUUUUUAAAGGAUGUCAAAAGUCUCUGCAGAGGCCGUCAAGUGACACUAAAACUACUCGCAGACUAAAGCAAAUCUUUCGUGGGGAAACUCUUGCACUCACCUACACACUCAAACCGUCCAUGUUGUCCUCUGAGCCAUCCAAAAUACUUUCUUCUUCUCCUUCUUUACCAUAAUAACAGCUCUUCCAUCCUCUUCUCUCCCGGCUCUGGCUGUGAAAAAGUAGCAUCUAAUCAAAAACAAGUAGCAACUACUAACUCAGACCGUCCACGUGUUUCUGCAUAUUUUUACUCUCUGUCUGUCUGUCCAUACAGUAUCGAAACAGUCGGUGUAAUAUUCAAAUUUAUGGGCCUACGUAGUAGCUAAACAGCGACGAUGUCUCCGCUCUAUACCUGCGAUAUCUCUCCUCGCUUCCUGCGUCUGUGAACAGAUAACUUUUUUGCUCCGAUUUCACCAACACAAUCAGUGUUAAUCAAUUUUUUCCUUGAAGCUCAGUGAGGACUUAAUGCAGGUGCGGAGACUUGCAGCACACACUGUAGACCUGUUUAAGAAAAAAAAAAAAAAAAAACAGUUAUGGAGGUGAGCUGAAAAGGACAAAAGCUGAUAUUUGAUAGGAUGAUAUUUGUACAUGUCUCAGCUGUCCAUAUGGUAUUCUGCAAAAAAAAAAGAAAAAAAAAAGAUUUAAAAAAAGUGAAUGUACCUGUCACUGGAAGGCAUGCUCUGCUUUCUCUGGUUGUUUUUGUUCCUCUUUUAUACACAGUGUAUGUACUAUUUAUGAUCAUGCUUUUUGGGGUGUACAUUGGUUGAAAAGAAUCUGUCAUAAAAGGUGUUAUAAAAGGAUAUAUUAUCCUGUGUACGGUUCAUUAUCUACUAUUAAUCAUGGCGACAUUUUAACAGGCCAUAAUCGGUCUGUCAUGUUUGUGCUACGAAGAGAAAUCAAAAAAAAGACAAAAAAGAAAAAAAAGAAAAGCGUUGUGUCUUUUUGUCUGCGCCACUCUGGACACUCUGGUUCUGUAUAAGGUGCAAUUUGUGUUAUAUUUCUUUUUUUUUAAUGAUACAAACAUGUCUAUGGUUGUAAGAAAAAAUAAAGACUUUAUGGGGGAAGAAUUCAUCUGCUUAUUAAAAAAGCAAAACUGCAGCCAAA